Molecule: messenger RNA, 1359 nt
Organism: Dovyalis caffra
Lineage: Eukaryota; Viridiplantae; Streptophyta; Magnoliopsida; Malpighiales; Salicaceae
Source: the annotation of a GenBank genome assembly
AUGGACCCAUCCAAAAUCUUCAUCCUCAAAAUCCUAGACUUCCAUUAUACUCUAUUCAAGAUGUUCAAGGAACCAUCGGCUUCCAGUCUACUUGCUUUGCUCAUUGCUUUAGCACAUGCAGCAGCAACAUGUGCUGCAGUUGAACCUGUAGCAGCAACCGGGGAAGAACCAAUCCUUGAGUUAUAUAUGCAUGAUAUUCUCGGUGGCAGCAACCCAACAGCUAGGCCGAUAACCGGCUUGCUUGGUAACAUAUACAGUGGCCAAGUGCCCUUUGCAAAGCCAUUAGGGUUUGCCCCGCCAGAAGGUGUAGCCAUCCCCAACGCCAAUGGCGCCAUUCCAACUGUUAAUGGCAUAAAUGGUAUCCCACUGGGAACUGGUUUAGCUGGCACUACUUUCGCAGGAGAAUCAACUGGCCAGAACCCCAAUGGUAAUCCUCAAACCCAAUUAGGACCUGAUGGGUUAGGGCUUGGAUUUGGAACGAUAACUGUUAUUGAUGAUAUACUAACCUCUAGUCCUGAACUGGGGUCACAGUCUGUUGGCAAAGCUCAAGGUGUGUAUGUGGCAAGUUCAGCAGAUGGGAGCACUCAGAUGAUGGCUUUUACAGCUAUGUUUGAAGGUGGUGAAUACGGUGAUAGCCUUAACUUUUAUGGCAUCUACAAGAUCGGAAGCACCAUGUCACGUCUGUCAGUGACUGGUGGCACCGGUAAAUUCAAGAAUGCUAGGGGUUUUGCAGAGGUCCGAGCACUCAUACCUUCUGGUCAACAUUUCAUAGAUGGUGCUGAGACAUUGCUGAGGGGGAGUAACCCUACGGCAAGGCCAGUCACUGGCUUGCUAGGGAACAUAUAUAGCGGUCAAGUGCCCUUCGCAAGGCCAAUAGGAUUCCUUCCUCCAGAUGGAGGAGUAGCCAUCCCCAAUGCCAAUGGUGCACUUCCAACCGUUAAUGGUCUCAAUGGCAUUCCACUAGGAACUGGCUUGGCUGGUACAACUUUUGCUGGACAGCCUAACAGUCAGAACUCAAAUGGUCAGAUCCAAACCCAACUUGGACCAGACGGAUUGGGACUAGGCUUUGGAACAAUUACUGUCAUUGAUGACAUCUUGACCAACAGCCCUGAAUUAGGGUCACAACAGCUGGGAAAAGCUCAAGGAGUUUAUGUGGCUAGUUCUGCAGAUGGGAGCACACAGAUGAUGGCAUUUACAGCCAUGUUCGAAGGGGGAGAAUUUGGUGAUACCCUAAACUUCUAUGGAAUAUUCAAGGUUGGUAGCCCAAUGUCACGUUUGUCCGUGACGGGGGAACAGGAAAGUUUAAGAAUGGUAUCGGGUUUGCUGAACUUCGAGGACUUAUCCCAUCAGGUCAAGUAG